AUGAAAGAAGUCUUGGCGUGCCUUUAUGUACCGACUAUCUUCUCCUGUCCAGGAUGCCGGAAACUCAGAAACUCAGCCAAAAUGAGGUACCAUAUUGUAUACGCUCUUACUGCUGCCGCUUCGCUGUCGGCAGCUGCCGAUAUCUACGUCUCCCCGUCCGGGUCGGAUACCGCUGCCGGAACGAUUGACGCUCCUCUUCUGUCGAUCCAAUCGGCUGUUGAUAAAGCGACGGCUGGUUCCACUAUCUACCUUCGUGAGGGGACCUAUUCGCCGACAACGAAUAUCCAGAUCACGAAGAGUGGGACGGCAUCUGCGCCAUAUGUUCUCCGGGCUUAUGAUGGCGAAAAGGUCACCAUUGAUGGAGAGGAACUUCCGGGAACUCCGGCGGAGCUCGAUGCUUCGCUCGCUAAUGAGGACCGUGGAAUCCUACAUAUCCAAGAUGCCGAGUACUGGGAGUUCUAUGAUCUUGAAUUGAUCAAUGGGCCAUAUGGUGUUUACGCGCGUGAUUCUUCGAAUAACCACUACGAGCGUAUUAUUACGAGGGAAAACUAUGAAACCGGCUUCCAACUCGAAGGAGCAUCAUCCAACAACAGCGUGUAUUACCUCGACUCGUACCUCAAUCGGGACCCACGCAAGAACGGCGAAAGCGCCGACGGGUUUGCCUGCAAAGAGGGCUCUGGUGAAGGUAACGUGCUUCGAGGCGCGAGAUUGUGGAACAAUGUUGAUGACGGCUUGGACCUAUGGGAAUUCAAGUCCGCCGUGACAAUUGAAGACACCAUUUCCUACGGCAAUGGAUACAACAGAUGGGGAUUCUCGCCAUUCGAAGGCGACGGCAACGGUUACAAGCUCGGUGGCGGUGACGAUGCUGACAUCGGGCCUGCCAACCACGUUAUCACCAACUGUAUCGCCUUCGGAAACUCCAAGGACGGCUUCACCGAUAACUCCCAACCGGGUGAUUUCACUCUGACCCGAAACACGGCCUGGAACAAUGCCAAGGUGGGCUUCAAGUUCGGCACGGCAGUAGCUACCCUGAGCAAGAACAUUGCGGCUGAGAAUGGAGAGAGUCCUACUUCCUUGAGCGAGGAGCAGAUUUCCACGGGAAACUCAUGGGACGGUAGCGAGUCUUGGGGUAACAGUAGCUUUGUCUCUGUUGAUGCGACCUUGGUGCAGGGAGCGCGCAACGCAGAUGGAACGAUUGAUCCUAGCGAUUUCUUGCUGCCCAAGUCUGGGGAGGAGAUUGGUGCUACGACGGCUUGGUAG
Molecule: messenger RNA, 1260 nt
Organism: Aspergillus oryzae RIB40
Lineage: Eukaryota; Fungi; Ascomycota; Eurotiomycetes; Eurotiales; Aspergillaceae
Product: putative pectate lyase
Exons: 5
Coding region: 1-1260 (419 amino acids)
Source: RefSeq, a predicted model, not a curated record